AUCACGACCAGUCUAGUUUACUCGCAAAAAUGACAAUCUGUAACAUAAAGGCGCCUAUAUUAACCUGAAGUCAAAGAUGAGAGGCGAAAUUUAAAGGGAAAUUCCUGCACAACACACGCUAUGAUUUGAUGGGACUCUGACAAGAUGUCUUAUAGAAAAGAGCUGAUGGAGCAUAUUCCCUGCGUCCCUCCACUGGCUAUCCACGGCAUCUCCAUGGAUAACAGCGGUGCGCACUACAGGGAUGCGCUGCAGCUUGGACUUCCCUUCCACAUAGAUGCAGCAUACAUUGACCAUGCCCACGGCCACAGGUUGCCCUACAGAAGACUGCCCUAUUUUCCCUUUCACGGACCCCACGGAGUUUGUGACUAUGCAUACGAGCCUGCAUUUAUCCGGAAAAGAAACGAAAGGGAGCGGCACAGGGUGCGCUGCGUAAAUGAAGGUUACGCGCGGCUAAGAGAGCACCUUCCGCAGGAGUUUGAGGACAAGCGGCUCAGUAAAGUGGAGACUCUGCGGGCGGCUAUUGACUAUAUCAAACACCUGCAGAACCUGCUGGAAUCAAACGUGGCUGGGAUGAAGAUAUCGCUUGGAGAUGCUCGUAACCAUGCGCCACUCAAACAGAGGACGGUAACGGAGUGUAACAGUGAUGGAGAAUCCAAAAGUGGCCUCACAGACAGUAGGGACAGUGUUUACUAGCACACGGUCUGAUCUGUCUGCAGUCUGUGUUAAAUGACAUGGAACUGAGAAGGUGAAACACAUGGGAAAUCAAAGAUAAUGAGACUGGUCUAAUUCAGUAGGUUGAAAUUAACUAAAAUGAACAGUCCAACAAGACAGAAGUCAUGGAGACUGUCACAACAUAACUUUUCUAUUCUCUGAUUUUCUUUUCUUCAGAUUAAGCAAUAGCUUUGCAUAUAGGAAGGUAAGGGCAAACUUUUAAUAAUAAAAAUAUGACCAAAUUAGACUGUUGGUUAGAGAUUAUCAACGUUUUACAAAAAUCUUGCUCUAUUGACAAUGACAAGCCAGUUAGGUUUCUUUAUUCACUUUUUCUUCAUGUUAAAAUUAUAUGAACGUGUCAACAACUUAUUGAGCAUUUUUACACCCACAUAUUUGUCAUUAUUUUGAAAGAUAUUAAUAAUUUGUGAUAAUUUGUGAACUGCCACUGUCGCUGAAACAAUAAAUAACAGGCACAACCUGCACCGAGUGUUAAAUACCAGCCUGCUUUGAUUAUUAAUUUAACCUGUUAAAUGGACUAAUACAGAGGACAUCACUGAAAAGAUACUGUCACCUUUAUAAAACAUGGCAGGCCUUUACACACAAAAAAAAAAUGGAACUGCCAUAUUUGUUAUUUGUCAUAUCAGCAACAAAAGUAAGCAAAAACAAAUAAAAUGUUAUCAGUUACACCUGCUUUUCUUUUUCCUUCACUGAGACAUAAAAAUGUGUAAACUGAAACUUCUGUGUCUUGAAUCAGCAAACAGUACAUGACAGUACAGACAUGACAUUUUUAAGUGUCUCUUGUUUUUAGUUACCUGAGAGCUCUUCAAAGACCACCUACUUACUGUCAUAUCUCUGGAUUCUCAGGAAGCUUUUCUCUCCUAAUAUCUUAAGGAAUGUAUUUAUCAGGGAACCCUCAGCCCUGCCAGAGGAAACUCUGUGGUUAAAAACAACUCCUCUACGCUGAUUUGUAUGUUUAUGCUUCCCACCUCCGCAGACCUGCACGGAAACAGCACACAUUUUCUGAUUUCCAGUUAAACCGCAAUUAAAAACACUAAGCAUGAAAUUGUGUACAAGUAAAAGGGAUUUGGAGGGACCAGCAGAGUGCUGUGAAGUGAACCAUGCUGGCAUUGACAACCACAGAAGCAUGACACACACUCUACAAAAGGUGUUUGCCUGUGCAGCGUGUGAAUUAGACCCAAUAAUUAGCCAAGUGCUGGUACCCUGGCGUUGAUGGUUCAGUGGCACUCUGAAGAUAAAAAACAUUAAGCUACUUAAAUGAAAGCCUCUGCCAUUAUGGAUGUUUUCUUUCUUGAUGCACACACAUGCUGA
Messenger RNA from Sphaeramia orbicularis (orbiculate cardinalfish), 2040 nucleotides. RefSeq names its product achaete-scute homolog 4-like. Lineage: Eukaryota; Metazoa; Chordata; Actinopteri; Kurtiformes; Apogonidae. The transcript has 2 exons. Gene Ontology annotation, biological process: regulation of transcription by RNA polymerase II; developmental process. Bases 145 to 693 code for a protein of 182 amino acids. Gene Ontology annotation, molecular function: DNA-binding transcription factor activity, RNA polymerase II-specific; RNA polymerase II transcription regulatory region sequence-specific DNA binding; protein dimerization activity. The record is from RefSeq and is a predicted model, not a curated record.